AUGUAUCUGAGCAAUUUGGCUCAAGGGGAGAAAGUUCAGUGGCACAGAUAUAUUUGGAAUAGACUGUCAAUUCCUAAACAUAGAUUCAUUCUAUGGUUGGCUACUCUUGAUAAAUUAAAAACCAGAUCCAGGCUUCACAGAAUGGGGAUUGCUGCUGAUUGUAGUUGCCCUAUUUGUGGUAUUAAGCCAGAAACUGUGGCACACUUGUUCUUUGAGUGCACCUAUAGUGUGGAGUGUGGUACUGCUGUGUUGAAAUGGCUUGCUUUUUCCCAUUGCAAGUCUGGCCUCAUUGCUUUACUCAGGUGGGUUCAGAGAACUGCUUCUAGUGAUUUCAGAAGGAGGGUGGCUUAUACUGCCAUUAGUGCUACUGUGUAUCAUGUAUGGAAAGCUAGGAACACCUGCAUCUGGCAGCUGCAAGUCCCUAGCAUUCAGAAACUUGUCAAAGACAUUCAAGGGGAUGUCAAAUAUCGUGUACAGCAUCUGAUCAGUAAGAAAGUCUCUAGUAGUGAUCUCUUAUGGUUUCACACUUUGUAG
Molecule: messenger RNA, 534 nt
Organism: Spinacia oleracea (spinach)
Lineage: Eukaryota; Viridiplantae; Streptophyta; Magnoliopsida; Caryophyllales; Amaranthaceae
Exons: 1
Coding region: 1-534 (177 amino acids)
Source: RefSeq, a predicted model, not a curated record